This is a messenger RNA of Blumeria graminis f. sp. triticale, 1734 nucleotides long. The record is from the annotation of a GenBank genome assembly. Lineage: Eukaryota; Fungi; Ascomycota; Leotiomycetes; Helotiales; Erysiphaceae.
AUGGCGCCUAAAAUGUCAAAAAACCAAAUGAGGCGGAUGAAGAAAAAAGAGGAGAAAAAAAAGAAACCGGACACCUCUUCAGCAACACAAUCCAACGAGUUACAGGAGCCUGAGCCCGAACCCACAGAUAGUGUAAAAUCAGAUAAAGCGAAUGCAACAGAGGAUGAUCUCGAAUCUCUCGAAGUCAAUGAAGAUGACCCAAACUUCGAUAUGUUCCGGGGAAUUCUUGAGCGCUUCACAGCAUUAUCAAAGGACGAUGAAAACCCUGCAGAUGGUAAUAUCGCCGACAAGGGCGAAGUAUUCUAUGAUGACGAUGAUGAUAUACCAGAAGAGGACCAAGAAGAAAAGGAAUCAAAGCUUUCUAAAAAAAAGAGGAAGGAAAGAGAUAAACUUUCCGUUGCAGAAUUAAAAGCUCUCGUCAAAAAGCCAGAAUUAGUCGAAUGGACAGACACAUCCGCAUCAGACCCGAGACUACUCGUGCACAUAAAAUCAUACAGAAACGUUGUUCCGGUACCUUCUCACUGGGCGCUAAAGCGUGAAUAUUUGUCCUCGAAACGUGGGGUGGAGAAACCACCCUUUUCUCUUCCAAAAUUUAUCCAAGAAACUGGAAUCGCUGAGAUGCGUGAUGCAGUCCUGGAAAAACAAAAUGAAGCUUCUUUAAAGCAAAAACAAAGAGAGAGGGUCCAGCCAAAAAUUGGAAAACUAGAUAUUAAUUACCAAAAGCUUUAUGAAGCCUUCUUCCGAUUUCAGACCAAGCCAGAGUUAACACGUUAUGGUGAGGUCUACUAUGAAGGAAAGGAGUAUGAAACUAAUUUACGACAUCUUCGACCUGGCGAACUUAGUGAUGAGCUAAAAGAAGCACUGAACAUUCCACCAGGAGCGCCUCCUCCAUGGCUUAUAAAUCAGCAACGAUUUGGUCCACCUCCCUCUUACCCUUCACUUAAAAUUCCUGGCCUCAAUGCACCUCCACCUACAGGUGGUGCCUGGGGUUUUCAUCCCGGUGGUUAUGGGAAACCACCCGUAGAUGAGUUCAAUCGACCCCUCUAUGGAGGAGAUAUUUUUGGAGUUUUACAACCUCAGGUCAACACCCAAGCAGGUGAACCGGUCGAACGAAAUUUAUGGGGUGAGCUUCAGGCUCCUGAGGAAGAAUCAGAAGAAGAGGAGAGUGAUGAAGAGGAGGAAGAGGCCGAUGAAGAAGAGCUUGGUGCUGGACUUCAAACACCUAGUGGGUUAGAAACUCCAGGAGGCUUGGUAUCAGCAGUACCAUCUGAAUAUCUUGGGGACAUGAGCGUAGGUGCUAAUUUUGAUCUCCGAAAGCAAAAACGCGGUACCGAGACGGAAGAGUCCUCUCACCCAAAGUCUUCAUACACAGUUAUUCCUGAACGCCAGAUCCGAGCAGAAGGAUUCUUUGGAGGUGAGCGCGCUUACGACAUCCACGCUGCUGAAAAGGCACAUCCUCCUAUCCUGGGACAGGAUGAUGACACACGAAAGCGCAAGAAGCCUGGUGAUGUUGAUGUGGCUCUUGAUCCAGAUUCCCUUCAGUCUGAAGAUGGCAUAAGUAAGGAGGAGGUGCGGCGCAGAUUUGAAGCGCAAAAGAAAGAAGAGAAGGGGCCUUGGGCUUUUGACGAGGAUUUGAGUGAUAUGAUUGCACAGGAAAGUCGCAAAAGGCAGAAAAGAGACAGUGAAAAGAGGGCAGAAAAAAGUGACAAGCGAGAAAGGAGUUACAAAUUCUAG